Molecule: messenger RNA, 1664 nt
Organism: Xenopus tropicalis (tropical clawed frog)
Lineage: Eukaryota; Metazoa; Chordata; Amphibia; Anura; Pipidae
Gene: rrp9
Product: to ribosomal RNA processing 9, U3 small nucleolar RNA binding protein
Exons: 16
Coding region: 87-1568 (493 amino acids)
Cellular component (GO): nucleolus; nucleus
Molecular function (GO): U3 snoRNA binding
Source: RefSeq, a predicted model, not a curated record
UGCGUUGUAGCCAAUAGGGUUGAGGGGGCGUCACCGGAAGAAGCGUGGACUUUUCUCACACGUGGGUUUGGUUCUGCCUGUUGAUCAUGUCCGGCCUUUUCAUUAAAAAGAAAUCAGCGGUAACUCCGCGGAGGCGACGGGCAGAGGGGAAUGAUGCCGAGGCUACAUCUCAGAAAAGAAAGAAAACGAAAGACACACAUCUAAGGGAAGAAAUCGAAAGCGACUCAGACACUGAAAUUGCCCCAGCUAGGACAAAACCUAAGCAAGAUGAAGAAGAAUACUUGGAGGAGACUGCUCAGGAGAAGAAGCUCCGACUGGCCAAGGAAUAUCUAAAACAACUGCAGCAGCAAGAGGAAGAACAGAAAGAAGACGAGGAUCAGGAUCAGAAUGCAAUUGCUAACAGGCUGCAAGAGGAUGUGCUUGAGCAGCGAGGAAGACUUCAGCGACCAUUGGCCAAAGAGUUGCUCCCUCCAGAGCCCUCAGAGAUUCGCCUUCUGCGUGGUCACCAGGGACCUAUUACCUGCCUUGUGAUCUCUCCUGAUGACAGCUACCUAUUUUCUGGCUCCAAAGAUUGCUCAAUCAUUAAAUGGUCUGUAAGUGAUGGGAAGAAGAUGCACAAGAUCCCAGGGGGCAGGAAGGGCACAGAGAGCACGCAUGUAGGACACACUGGUCAUGUGUUGUGCAUGGCUUUGUCUUCAGAUGGGAAGUACCUGGCAUCCGGUGACAGGAACAAACUGAUAUUUAUCUGGGAUCCUGUAACGUGUCAGAAUCUGCAUAAGUUCCAGGGACAUAGGGACGCAGUGUCUGGGCUCUCCUUUCAGAAGGGAACCCACCAGCUAUUUAGUGCAUCACAUGACCGUUCAGUAAAAGUGUGGAAUGUAGCAGAAAAUGCAUAUAUUGAAACCCUCUUUGGCCAUCAAGAUGUGAUCACAGGUUUGGACAGCCUGAGUCGGGAGCGUUGUGUCACCGUGGGAGGCAGAGAUGGAACCAUGAGAAUAUGGAAGAUAGCAGAGGAGACCCAGCUUGUGUUCAGCGGCCAUGAAGAGUCAAGCUUGAAGGGAGAGUCUUUGUCGCACAGCGUGACCAGUGUGAGUCCACAGAUUGGUGGACCAGCAAGAAGAGGCUCUAUUGACUGUGUGCGGCUCAUAAAUGAGGAACAUGUCGUGACAGGAGCAGAUGAUGGUUCUUUGGCGCUCUGGACAGUGGGCAAGAAGAAACCCCUGACACAGGUGAAAUGUGCUCACGGGAGCCACGGGGACGCUGGCCUGGAGCAACCCUACUGGAUCUGCUCUGUAGCAGCCGCUCUUAACAGUGAUGUUGUGGCUUCAGGUUCUCAUGAUGGAUUUGUGCAUGUCUGGCGCUGUGGGGAAGGAUUCCGCAGCCUGAGCCCUCUCUGGACAAUACCCUUGGUUGGGUUUAUAAACAGCCUGCAGUUUUCCUCAUCUGCAAAUUUCCUAGUUGCUGGUGUUGGCCAGGAGCACAGGCUUGGUCGUUGGUGGAGGAAAAAGGAGGCCAGAAACGGACUGUACAUAAUUCCUAUUAAGAGGACUCUUGUGCUUGGGUCUUGAUCCCAUACUCCCCUCCCACACACGGGCAUAUUUUCUUUACCUUCUUGUACCUUACUGUUCUUAUAUAUUAUAAAACUGUUUCGUUUUUUGACCUCA